UUUUAAGUUGGAAAACCCAUCCAUCUUAGCGGGCAGGUAUAUCCGACGUCUCCGUUGAAGGCCUUUGGUGAGGUGGCGUCGUCUCUUGAGGUUUAUGUCCGGGAUCAGGGCUGCUUCUCCACUUGGGGUCACAACCUCUGGCUCACCACCUUGUCCGGAGCCAGCCCACUAAGUCACGUUUCAGGCCUGAAAACCAACAACAAAAGAUCCAUAAAGACAGAAGUCCUGGGACUGGCUCCUAACGACCGCCAGUGACAAGCUUUGUGGCAGUGAGCACAGGUGUCCCUCAGGCUCAGCUCAGUCCCUGUGGGUUGCAGGACCUGCCCUUGGAGGUGGGCCCGGGCAGGAGGUCUUGGGGCCUCAGGACCUGGGCCACCUGGGGCCUUUUUUUUUUUUUUUUUCUUUUUGAGAUGGAGUCUUGCUCUGUCGCCCAGGCUGGAGUGCAGUGGUGUGAUCUUGGCUCACUGCAAGCUCCACCUCCUGGGUUCAAGCGAUUCUCCUGCCUCAGCUUCCUAAGUAGCUGGGGUUACAGGCGCCCACGAUCAUGCAUGGCUAAUUUUUGUAUUUUUAGUAGAGGCGGGGUUUCACCAUGUUGGUCAGGUUGGUCUCAAACUCCUGACCUCGUGAUCUGCCCACCUUGGCCUCCCAAAGUGCUGGGAUUACAGGCGUGAGCCACCGCGCCCAGCCCACCUGGGGCAUUUUUGUUGCUGUACAAUAGAAACAAGUUCUCUAUAUGUUCCCCAGGCUGGUCCAAACUCCUGGGCUCAAGUGAUCCUCCCACCUAGACCUCCCAAAGUGCUGGGAUUUCAGGCAUGAGCCGCUGUGGCCGGUCAGAACCUGGGGCCCUUUUGAACUUUGAUUCCUCAGCAAUUUUGUCAGCCCUGGCUUGGGCUGAGAAGCCCCUGUGAAGCCCAGAGAGGGAAAGGAACAUGUCCAGGAUCACACAGGAAUCAUGCCUCGAGCCUCCCCAGCCACGGACUUGUCUCCAUCCAGGGCAUUUCAGCCCCUGCAAGGGCAGUGGCCUGCCCCUCCUCCUUGGAGCCAGGAAGGGAUGCAGUGCCACAGGGAUCUGGCUCUGUCCCAGGCCCUGUGGGGCUGGCAGUUGAGUAAGCAGUCAGGCUGGGCGCACCCAUCCCUCCCCCACUCCCCACCGCCCCGCAUAGUGCAUUCAUGCAGCUGGGCCCCGCCCCGUCUCCAGAGGCACCUUCCACUAGCAACAGUCUCCCCAGGCACAACACAGCUAACACAAGGCCCCGCAGGCAGGACUCUGGGACAGACACAGGCCAGCUGCCCAGAGCCCAGACCAAGCAUGGAUGCUGUGGAUGCCACCAUGGAGAAACUCCGGGCACAGUGCCUGUCCCGCGGGGCCUCGGGCAUCCAGGGCCUGGCCAGGUUUUUCCGCCAACUAGACCGGGACGGGAGCAGAUCCCUGGACGCUGAUGAGUUCCGGCAGGGUCUGGCCAAACUCGGGCUGGUGCUGGAUAAGGCGGAGGCAGAGGGUGUGUGCAGGAAGUGGGACCGCGACGGCAGCGGGAUGCUGGAUCUGGAGGAGUUCCUUCGGGCACUGCGGCCCCCCAUGUCCCAGGCCCGGGAGGCAGUCAUCGCAGCUGCAUUUGCCAAGCUGGACCGCAGUGGGGACGGCGUCGUGACGGUGGACGACCUCCGCGGGGUGUACAGUGGCCGUGCCCACCCCAAGGUGCGCAGUGGGAAGUGGACCGAGGACGAGGUGCUGCGCCGCUUCCUGGACAACUUCGACUCCUCUGAGAAGGACGGGCAGGUCACACUGGCGGAAUUCCAGGACUACUACAGCGGCGUGAGCGCCUCCAUGAACACGGAUGAGGAGUUUGUGGCCAUGAUGACCAGUGCCUGGCAGCUGUGAGCAGCUCCGGCUCAGCCCUGCUACCCUGGCCUGUCACUCCCAACCCCCGCCGGAGACCUCCCUUCCCUGGGCCCCUUCUCUCCUGGGUAGCCACACCACACAGCAGGGAGGGGCAGGUGGGGGAGUGGAGGCUGCAGGACUGGCUAGACCAGGUCCCUGUUGGGCCACCAGGCGGAGGUGGGACAAAGGUCCUAACAGGAGUCACUGACUCAGGACCCCAGGGAGAAACGCUCUCCCCACCCACGCCAUGCUGACCCGAGGCCUUGAAGCCCCUGCGGACGCCCCCGCCGAGGUCCCCCGAUCCCCCCACCCGGACUGCUGCUCCCCGCCCCUCCCUUGCGGGUCCUCCAGGAAGCCAGGUGACCCCGGGUGGGAGGCUGUGUGUAGAGGCCACCCUGGAAGGAAGUUUAGACCUGCCCAGGUGUGGAGCGAGGGGCAAGGGGGCAUCCUAACCUCAGAAACCAAAAUAAAGCCUUUGAAAAAAAACAUCUGUACAACAUCAAUCCCCAAUCAGAAGAUGGCAAAUGGGGAAUAAAACUAGCAGUUAACACGUC
Molecule: messenger RNA, 2433 nt
Organism: Nomascus leucogenys (northern white-cheeked gibbon)
Lineage: Eukaryota; Metazoa; Chordata; Mammalia; Primates; Hylobatidae
Gene: CAPS
Product: calcyphosine
Exons: 5
Coding region: 953-1879 (308 amino acids)
Cellular component (GO): vesicle
Molecular function (GO): calcium ion binding
Source: RefSeq, a predicted model, not a curated record